Trichoderma atroviride IMI 206040 is the source of this 1410-nucleotide messenger RNA. RefSeq lists its product as uncharacterized. The record is from RefSeq and is a predicted model, not a curated record. Gene Ontology annotation, biological process: transmembrane transport. Gene Ontology annotation, cellular component: membrane. Lineage: Eukaryota; Fungi; Ascomycota; Sordariomycetes; Hypocreales; Hypocreaceae. Gene Ontology annotation, molecular function: transmembrane transporter activity.
AUGGAGAAAGGCGAAGUUGUUCAUGACGAACAUGUCAACACGCCAGAGUGGCGAGCGCUCGAGAAGAAGCUGGUCCGCAAGCUUGACAUGACUUUGCUGCCGGUAGUGUGGAUCUUAUACUUGUUCAACUACUUGGACAGGAACAACAUCGCCCAAGCCAAGCUAAACACCUUUGAGAGAGACCUUAAGCUACACGAUGACAAUUUCAAUACUGCUGUGUCUAUCCUCAACGUCGGAUAUAUGCUUGCUCAACUACCAUCCAACAUGCUCAUUACCCGCAUUCGACCCAGUCUCUACCUGCCUGCCUGCGUCGCCGUAUGGUCAGUCGUGUCUGCCGCCACAGCAGGUGCACAGAACUAUGGAAAUUUAAUUGUGAUUCGAUUCUUCCUUGGCAUUGUGGAAGCCCCUUUCUUCCCUGGAGCAUUCUACCUCCUGUCCUGUUGGUACACGCGAAAAGAGUUGGCCUUACGUACCGCCGUCUUAUACUCCGGACUGGUCCUUGCAACCGCAUUUUCAGGCUUGAUCGCAGCUGGUGUGUUCUCAGGCCUCGAUGGGGCCCGAGGUAUACCAGGCUGGCGGUGGCUCUUCAUCAUCGACGGUGCAGGCAGCUUCUUUGCUGCAAUGGUCUCCUUUUUCCUGCUGCCAGAUUAUAUCGAAUCCAAAACUGGAAGUGGCAAGUGGCUCUUUACAGAGGAGGAGCGAGAAUUGGCCGCGAAGAGAAUGGCUCUGGAUCGCGUAUCAUUGCCAGAGGCUGAUCACUCUGUCUGGUAUGGCGUACGGCUGGCUCUGAAAGACACUCGAACUUGGAUAUUCGUACUCCUUCUUUGCUCGAACCACACUGCCUACGGAUUCAACUACUUCUUUCCCACCAUUGUAAACGGCUUCCAUAUCGGCUCGCAGACAAUCACUCUCACCCUCACAGCGCCUCCGUAUCUCUUUGGUGCAGCUGUCUCUUUUCUUGUUGCCUACUCCAGCGAUCGCCAUAACGAGAGAGGCUAUCAUAUAUGCGUUCCUAUGGCCGUUGCAUCCGUAGGCUUCAUCAUCUCGGCUGCCACUCUCAACAUAGGUGCCCGCUACUUUGCGUCUUUCCUCUACUGUUCAGGCGCUUUCGCAGCGAAUGCCAUGGUCUACUCGUGGGCUGCAAGCACGCUGAACCAGACGCCGGAAAAGCGCGCGGCUGGAACAGCAAUCGUCAACUUACUUGCCCAGCUCGGUAACAUUUGGAGCCCAUAUUUCUUCCGUCCCGGCGAUUCGCCACGGUAUGCGCUUGCCAUGAUACUCAUGAUGGUUUUUUCUUUUAUUAGUAUCGGGUGCUCUUUGUUGCUCAAGUUUGUACUCCGAAGAGAGAACAAGAAGAUAUUGGCAGAAGCAGAGGGGACUGGGCAGGCUGUCACACUGUUUACUUUGUAG